CGUGCUGUCACCUUUAGUUUGUUGUUAAUUUAAGAAGCUUUAGUUAAUAUUUUAGUUAUUUUAAGCACCUACUAACAUUUAGUAAAUAAAAAUGUCAACGGUAAGGCGUUCUGCUAUUUGGAACGUUUUUACGGAAACUCACAAAUCGGAUUUUAUAGCUACUUGUAAUAUAUGCUCGCAAGAAUUUUCAUACAGAUCAACGACCACAAAUUUAAUGAAACAUCUUCAAAGGAAGCAUCCUAAUAUUAGUGUCGAUUUAAGUUCUUCACACGUUAAAGUGAAAGAUGGACCCACAGAAAAUCAAAUUGAAUAUGUAAUCGAGAGACAGUUGCCAAUGGAGGAAGAAAAUAAGGAGUGUCAAUUUAAAGUAGAAGUCCAACCUCUUUCAGAUAAUAGUGAGUUUAUAACAAUGAAUACUGGCAAAACAAUAUCCUUCGUUUGGGAAUUUUUUACAAAAUUGCCCAACUCUGAUUAUCUAGCUUCUUGUAAUGUUUGCCAAAAGGAGUUUUCUUAUAAGACAACUACCACGAAUCUAAAGAAGCAUCUAGAAAGGAAGCAUCCAGAGAAUUUAGCAGUAAGUGAUGAAAGUCAUACAUUUAUAAUAUAUAAUUCUGCAGAUGAAGCAUCUGAUGGUGAGCAAAAUGUUUCACCAGCUGUUAGUAUGGGUAAAUCAUUCCUAUGGAAUCAUUUUACAAAAAUACCAAAUUCUGACUUUUUUGCUUUUUGUAAUAUUUGCAAAAAGGAGUUAUCUUAUAAAACAACCAUCACAAAUCUUAAAAAACAUCUAGAGAGGGUCCAUUCAGAAGAAAUAUCUACAUUUGGAGAAUUAAAUUCUCUAUUGUGGAAUUAUUUUACAAAAAUUACUAACUCUGAUGACGCUUAUUGUAAUAUUUGUAACGAACAGUUUUCCUAUAAGAAUUCAGUCUCAAAUCUUACAGAACAUUUGGAAUCACAACAUCCUGACUAUAUAACAGACAGUGAUAGAAAUAAUAGUAACAGCAUGGAAUUUAGUUCCAUCAAUGAAGCAUCUAGCAGUAACAACUUCUCUUCAACUCCUAAAAAGCCAGUGUCUCACAUUUGGGAGUAUUUUAUAAAAAUUCCAGGUGUUAACCUAGCUAAUUGUAAGAUAUGUAAUUAUCGACUUUCUUGUAUAAAGAUUUCUAAUCUCAAAAAUCAUCUGGAAAGACAACAUCCUAAUAACUCAAUGAUAGGAAAUGAAGAUAUAUUGCACAAUUUUGUUGAUUGCAGUGGCACUGAAAAAAAUGAUUUUGUAUAUGUUGAACCAGGCCAUAGAAAAACAGUACCCCAGUUGUGGGAAUAUUUUACAAAAACCUCUGACAUGCAAGCAUAUUGCAAUUUGUGUCAUCAAGAAUUUUCUUAUAAAUCAUCCACCUCUAACCUCAAGGAACAUCUUAGUACUAAUCAUUCUGAUGUACUUCCUUUAUACAAAGAAAGUGGCAAUGACUAUUUAGAUUUAAACAUGUCAGAUGUUUUUAGUAUAUCCCAAACUGCAACAAAUGAGCCUACAGAUCCCUUUCAUGAAGAGAACUUGAAUUGCACUCAAGAUUAUUUUGUUACUUUAGGCCAAGAGGCCAAAGGUAUGGGAAUGGCUUCAGAAAUCCAACCAAAUCCAUCUGCUCAACCAAUUCAACUUAUUGAAAGCUGUGAUGAAAUAAGCAGUAACAUUGAAAGUAGAGGUGGAGAAUUGCAAAAAGAAGGAAUGGAUGCGAAAACCAUAUCAAAUAUUAAUCAAGCUAAAACUAACCAAGAUAUAGGUGAAUAUAUAUCUGCCAAAGAUAAAAAUAGCUGCAGCACUGUUAAUGCCGAUUCAAGUAAAAGUACAUCUCCUUUAUGGGAUUUUUUCACAAAAGUCUCCCCUUUAAAUUACCUAGCCAAAUGUAAUUUAUGUAGUAAAAUAAUUUCUUUUAAAUCUACAACAUUUAAUCUUCAAAAGCAUUUGGAUAAAAAACAUCCCGAAGAGGUAACCAAGGAACAAUCAAAUGUACUAUCAACAGAGACUAAAACAGAUGACAAUACUGGUAUUAAGAGACCAUCUUCUGUCUGGAAUUAUUUCACAAAAGAUACUUUUGAAAUGACUAUAAGUUGUAAUUUGUGCCAACAUACUACAUCUUAUAGAUCAAGUCAAGGAAGUACUGGAAAUCUUUGGAAGCAUAUCGCCAGAAAACAUCCACAAUUAUCAGACCAAGAAGAAGCCAGUAACAAUGAACAUUCUGAUGACGAAGGUGUACAAAAAGAAGCAGAAGGUGAAAAUUCACAGAAAGAUAAAGUUAACUUUAAUGCCGAUGAAGAUAGCUCUGAUAGCAGUGAAUCUGAUACUGAUGAAAUAAAUACACAAAAAUGUCCUCAAAAGUCGAAUAAAGAUGGCAAAAGAUGUUCUUCUGUAUGGAAAUAUUUUACUAAACUUUCUCCUUCUAAUACUCCACAGUGUAAUAUUUGUUUAAUACAAAUGUCAAGUAAAUCAGGUACCAGUAAUCUUUGGAAGCAUCUCAAUAGAAAACAUCCUGAUAUAUCAGCCGAUAAAGAUGAUAGCAAUAGUGAUCAAAAUUCUGACAGUGAAGAAGUGCAGGUACAUAGUGAUGAUGAAAAAGAUUGUAGUGAACAAAACAGAAGUAACGUAACAAAUAUAGAAGAAGUAAAUCCUGAUGAAGAAGUUGGUACAAGAAAGCGUUCAUCAGUUUGGAAAUAUUUUACGACAAUUCCAUUUUCUGAUAUUUCCCGCUGCAACCUGUGUCAAACUAAAAUGACGUAUAAAUCGGGCACCACUAGUAAUCUACGUAAGCAUUUGGCUCGGAAACACCCUGAACUAUCUACAAACAAAGAUGGAUCCAUUGUGCAGGAUAAAGAACCUCUAGAGUUCAAACCUCAACAAAAACGUGGGCGCAAAUCAAGCAGCCAUGAAAUAAAGGCUGAGGCAAUAGAUACUACCUGUGAAGUGAACACGUCUCGUAAGAGAGCUUCUUCCGUUUGGAAUUAUUUUAGGAAACUGCCUGACUCCAAGAUUCCCUGUUGUAAAAUUUGCAACUUAAAAAUGUCUAGUAAAUCAGGCACUAGCAACCUUUGGAGACAUAUCGCAGGAAAACAUCCCCACAUAAAAGCUGAUAACGAUGAAUCUAGCAGUGACGAAGAGUCUGAUGAUGAAGAAUCCCCGAAGGAAGAAGGGCGAAAGCCACAUGACAACAGUAUAAAACUUGAAGAAGUUGAAAUUAGUGUAGUAGAUAAUAAAGGCAAAAAGAAGCGAUCUUCAGUAUGGAACUAUUUUAUAAAGCUUUUACCUUCUAAUAUGUUACGUUGUAAUAUUUGUCAAACAGAAAUGUCUAGUAAAUCAGGUACGAGUAACCUGUGGAGACAUAUUGCCGGGAAGCAUCCUCAAAUACAGACAGACAAAGAUGGUAGCAGUAGUGAUGAACACUCUGGCGACGACGAAGCGAAAACACAAAAAUGUAAGAGAGAGAAAAUUAAAUUUGAAAUAGUAGAUGGAGACAGUACAGAUGAAGAUAAAAAAGGUGGGAAAAAACGGUCUACUGUGUGGAAAUACUUUACGAAACUGCCACAUUCUAAUAUACCAUGUUGUAAUAUUUGUAAAGCUCAAAUGUCUUCCAAGUCGGGCACUAGUAAUUUAUGGAGGCAUAUUGCUGGCAAACAUCCUAAUAUACAUAAGGAAAAAGAAGGAUCCAGUAGUGAUGAGAAUUUGGAUAAUGAUUCCGUUUCUGAAGAAGAGUUAAAGGACACUAGCAAAAGAAGAUCUUCGAUAUGGCGAUAUUUUAGUAUAAUUUCCGAUUCUGAUACAGCUAGGUGCAAUUAUUGUGGGGUGGAGAUGGCAUACAAGUCCAGUACCGGAAAUCUCUGGAAACAUGUAGCCAGAAAACAUCCCGACGAAACUUCAAAUAUCAAUGAAAGCACCAGCGAAGAAAGUUCUGAUGAUGAAGAACCUCAAAAUGAUGAACAUAAUAUACAAUCACGAAUGUGGAAAUAUUUCAUUAAAGUUCCUGAUUCUGACUUCUUAGCUUCUUGCAAUUAUUGCCAAAGGAGAUUUUCGUACAAGUCUAGCAUAGGAAAUCUUAAAAAGCACAUAUAUAGAAAACAUUCCAAACAACUAGCAGAAAAUUCUGAAGACGACACAGAUGAAAAUACUGUCAGUGAUGGUGAACAAAAAGAUUCGAAUUCUGGUAAAAAGGUAUCUCCUAUGUGGAAGCUGUUUAGAAAAGUACCGAAUUCUGACUAUAUUGCUUGUUGUCGGCUAUGUCGAAAAAGAAUCUCAUACAAAACGACUACUAGUAAUCUUCAGAGACACAUCGGUCGACGACACCCCAAAUAUCUAAGUCUCAAGUACAAAAACCGUAUCAGUUACACAGCUCGCAGACGAAACACUGCAUUGUGUGCUAGAAAUGCUCAAAAGUACAAAAACGAACUGUUAAAUUUCAAUAAGAGUGGAUCUAGUCUAUGGGACUUGUUCUCGAAGAUUGAAGCUUCCGAUUCUAUAGCUUCUUGCAAAAUUUGUCGGAAUCAGUUAUCUUAUAAGACUACGACCGGUAAUCUGAAGAAGCACAUGUAUAGGAAACAUCGUAGCCUAUUACCGAAUGAACAACAAGAACCAGUACAAUCAUUUUCGGAACAUGAUGAAGAUCAGAAAGAAGAAAUUCCAGAGAUGAAAGAAAUGGAAAACAACGACAACAUACCAAUUCAAACUCAAACUGUCGAUAAUAUCGACGAUGAUGACUUUUGGAAUAUGGACACCAACACUGACGAUGACGAUCCAGAUUUCAGACCAUCUCCCACGUUUGAGGAAGAAAUAGAUACAAAAAACAGUUCACACGGAAAGAAACGAUCUCUUAUUUGGAAUGUUUUCACUGAGAAACCACUCUCUAAUUUUGUAGCCAUUUGCAAUGUAUGUAACCAAGAGUUUUGCUACCGAAGUACUACCAAUAACCUCAAAAAGCAUUUUCAAAGGAAGCAUCCCAAGUUGUCCCUGGAACAUAAGAUAGAACGAGUUAUAGAAGAAAGCACAGCUAUUGAAUAUGCUGAUGUAAAGUCUGAAAAUAAAAGCUUUAUAGACGAUGAUGACAAAGAUUCUUCCGAUGAAGCAGUGUCAAAUUCCAAACGGAAGCGUUCCCAAAUCUGGAACUAUUUUACGAGAAAAAAACCUGGCGAAUAUGUUGCGACUUGUAAUCUAUGCAAAAAAGAGUUAGGAUUUAGAUCGACGACAUCUAAUCUAAAAAAGCAUUUGGAUAGGAAGCAUCCUCAUGUUGAGAUCAAGUCGGAAAGUGAUGAGAUAAAAAAGGAUGUUCCAGAAGUUCCUGUCAAGACUUGUUUGAUUUGUCUACACACCGAUCAGACAGAGACCAGGGAGUUUGUACAAGUCCACAAUUUAAACCUAGAAGAAGGAGAAAAGACCUAUAUGACCAAAAUCCAAGAAAUUAUGAAUCAACCAGUGGUGAUAGAUGAAUCACACGUCCUUUGCCAGACGUGCGUUGAUGAUAUAGAGAAAGUCAUUCAAUUUAAAGAAAAAAUAUCCAAGGCUUUUGAGUUCUGGAGUAAAAUUGAGGCUGAGCCGGAACCAGAAUCGUUCGAUAAUUUUGGUGAUGAUAUGAAUCACUCGGAUUACAGCGAUUUAGAAGACGGUGAGAGUUUGGCCAAGUUCACUUGCAAUAAAUGCAACAAAGUAUUUCCCUCUCCGUCUGUUAUGCUCAAGCACAAUUGCGGACAACAACCUCGGAAAGAAAAACCUGCCGCCAGACGAGAGGUCGUCGAUAAAGAUACCAAGUACUAUUGCGAACAUUGCGGCAGGUGUUUCAACAUCAAAUGGAAGUUGAACAAACAUUUGAAAAAAUGUCAAAAUAACGUCGCCAAGCAGUUCGUCUGCACCUUGUGCAAUCGAGUGUUCAAAAAAGCCUACCAUCUUAGAGAACACAUGGCAUCUCAUACCGGUGAACGGAACUACAGUUGCAACUUGUGCGGCAAAACCUUCCAGAGAUCGUCCUCGAAGCACAAACAUAUGCGCAGCCACAACGCCAAGCCGGGAGAAAAGUCUAAGAAGACUCCGUUCUUGUGCACCAUUUGCGGUAAGAGUUUCCCGUACAGUAAUGGAGCUUCGAGGCAUAUGAGGGUGCACUUGGGCGAGAGGAGGCAUGAGUGCCAUAUUUGCCUAAAGAGAUUCAGCCAGACAACCCACUUAAAGGUUCACCUUCGAACUCAUUCUGGUGAAAGACCUUACGGUUGUAUGAUUUGUGGUAGGACAUUCUCUCUGAACGCGAGUUUGCGCAAACACAUGCGACUCCACGUCGGAUCUGGCGACUUCGUGAAGUUGGUCAAGAACUUUGAAACGAAUCUGGCGCCGGGAGAGAUGGUGGCGGCGGACGGGUUACAUGUAUUGACAGCUGUCACUCCUCAAGAUAUAGAAAUGGACGCGAAUCAGUGUAUUGCUUAAUGACUAUAAUAAGAAGUAUAGAUUUUAUUAUUAUAAAUUGAUUAAAGGUUAGAUGAUACUGAUAGUAAUUAUUGGCGUAAAUAAAUUGCUUUAUUUAAU
This is a messenger RNA of Diabrotica balteata, 6544 nucleotides long. The record is from the annotation of a GenBank genome assembly. NCBI's taxonomy places the organism in Eukaryota, Metazoa, Arthropoda, Insecta, Coleoptera, Chrysomelidae.